Punica granatum (pomegranate) is the source of this 2067-nucleotide messenger RNA. NCBI's taxonomy places the organism in Eukaryota, Viridiplantae, Streptophyta, Magnoliopsida, Myrtales, Lythraceae. The record is from RefSeq and is a predicted model, not a curated record.
CUCAUUUUCCUUUCCUUCCUUCCUUCCUCCUAUCAUUUGCUCUCUCUGCAACAGAACGAACAAAGAAGAGACCUUUCCCUUUUUGUUUCUCUCUCUUCCAUCUCUCUCUCUCUCUCUCUCUCUCUCUCUACCCAUCCAUAGAUUCGAAUCAAAAUUCUCGUCCUCAGCUCUGGGUCGGAUUGGUCUUUAGGGAAUUCCGUGAUGUUCCGCGGCCGGCCGGGAGGGAGUCAAUUUUGAUCGUCUUUGAACGUUACGUGUUCAAUAGAAGGUCGUUGAGCAAGGGUUUUGGACGGAACAAUUCGAUCCUUCCAUCUUUUCUGAAAAAUUGUUGGGGAAACCACCUGAAUUAGACAAGCAAAUCCAAGUUAAAGGAAGACUUCUCACAAUUUGGAACCUGGUAUCGAUUAAACGUAUCGAUUUUGAUCCAGUCUUCGGAAUUCUGGCUGGAUUAGAGCUCGGCGCAGCUAUGUCUGUGUGAAGUCAGUCCAAUUAAUUGGGUUUUGGGCAUGAACAGCGGAGAGUGGGAGAAGGAGAAACCUUUGUGAUCUGAUCCCUAUUAAGGCCGUGCCUGAUGGAUUGCACGGUUUGCAUGGCCGCCGGGAAUAACUUCUUCUCGAGGGUGGGUGGAUUGAGCCAAAUUGGAGGUGGGUUCAGCCAUGAGAGCGAGCACGACUUGGCGGUGAUGGUGAGCGACUUUCUGGAGAACGGUGGGAGCGGGGGGAGGGAUUCUUGGUGCAGCAGCGACAGCGAUUCAGGGUUCAGCGAUCUCGCUCAACUUGCUGAUAAUAUCUUGUUCCACAAGCGCUUAAUGGAUCAACAUGAGAGUGAUCUGCAGUCAGUUGUUCAUUCUCUCAUACUGUCGAUCAGUGAGAACGAUCUUCAAUUCGUCAAGGCACAUCCAUGUAAUGCAACCUGCAUCAGGUUCACCUUAGUGAAGCUUCUCAGAUGUUCAGGAUAUGAUGCUGCGGUGUGUUCAUCUAGGUGGCCUGGCACGGGCAAGGUUCCUGGAGGGGAUCACGAAUAUAUCGAUGUGGUCCACGUGACGAAGUCUGGAAUUACUGAUCGCCUGAUCAUUGAUAUCGACUUCCAAAGCCACUUUGAGAUAGCAAGAGCCGUUGCAUCGUACGAUAGAAUCUUGAAAUCUCUUCCAGUUGUAUACGUGGGAUCCCUAUCGAGGCUGAACCAGUUCCUCCAAGUAAUGGCUGAGGCUGCGAGAUUCUCUCUGAAGCAGAACUCAAUGCCUCUUCCUCCUUGGAGAUCUCUCGCAUACUUGCAGGCGAAGUGGCACUCUCAGUGCACGAGACAGCUCUGUCCAGACAGUGAAAACAUACUCAGCACAAACAUCUCAGACCACAAGCAGUGCAGUGGGCAUUUGAAGAUGUUGCACGCUGCCCUCUUGUCCGAGAUAGAAGCAGAGCGGCUGUUGAAGCCAAAGAAAGUUGAGAACAAUAAUAGUAGCAGAAGACUGAAGCUCGAGAGGCGGAGGUACUCUUACUUCAGAACUCUUUGAAGGAGGAAAAACCUGGUUUACAGGGUAUUGCGGCUUUUACUUGUGAUAAAGAGAGCAGACUUCUUUUGCGGCUUUUGGUUUUGGAUUAAUUUCUUUCUAGUCCCAGGAAGAUAAUAUGAAUAAGUGCAGACUCCGAAGGAAUAACGAGAGUCCCAUACGCGGCACAAGUAAUAUACCAAUAAUACGCCCGAUAACAAGUUGAGUCUACCUGUAUACACAAUUUUUUUUUUGUUUCGUUUCUUUGGCCUUCUUUUAGGAAAAAAAGAAGAUGGAAAGGGGGAUAUACUUGGAGGGAGGUACAUGGUAUUUUGUUUUUUCUUUUUCGGGUGAGUGACACGCUGAAUGUAAUCCGUGCCUCUUUUAUUUUGUUGAGGUGGGAAAUUUUGCCGUGCUUGUUGUCUUUGGAUUUCUUAAUUUUUAGAUGUUUCAUUUUCUUCUUUUCCUUUUCUUUUGUUUUUGGGUAUUUCCGGAUGCGAAAUAAGUGAUAUGUGCACUUCUUAUGUAGAGUCGAUUGAACAAUACAUGAGAAAUGAGGAUUUAUAUGCGAGUUACUGAUA